Cyprinus carpio (common carp) is the source of this 832-nucleotide messenger RNA. RefSeq names its product dual specificity protein phosphatase 13A. The record is from RefSeq and is a predicted model, not a curated record. Gene Ontology annotation, biological process: protein dephosphorylation; negative regulation of MAPK cascade. Gene Ontology annotation, cellular component: cytoplasm. Gene Ontology annotation, molecular function: protein tyrosine/serine/threonine phosphatase activity; MAP kinase phosphatase activity. Lineage: Eukaryota; Metazoa; Chordata; Actinopteri; Cypriniformes; Cyprinidae.
UCAUGUAGCCUACUCAUAAAGCCACUGCUCUUCUGUUAUUCCUGAAAAUGGAGAAUGUGGAUCGAAUUUUGUCCGAAAGACCCUCUAUUGAAGAGCUGGAGGAUAUGUUACAUGGGGGUCAGCUAUCCUGUAACCAUGUCGAUGAAGUGUGGCCUAAUUUGUUUCUAGGGGACAUGUACAUGUCUCACGACAGAUAUGCCCUAUGGAGACUGGGUAUAACUCAUGUUUUGAAUGCUGCACAUGGUAAAAUGUGUUGCAAAGGAAGUGAUGAUUUUUAUGGGACAACCGUAAAGUACUAUGGUGUGCCAGCAAAUGACCUGCCUACAUUUGAUAUUUCACCAUUUUUCUACCCUUCAGCACACUACAUUCAUGAUGCUCUCAGCACAACAGGUGCUAAAGUGUUUGUGCAUUGUGCUGUGGGAGUGAGCCGUUCAGCUGCUCUGGUCUUAGCUUACCUAAUGAUAUAUUGCAAUUACUCUCUGGUGGAUGCCAUCUUGAAAGUGAAAGAAAGAAGAUGGAUCUUUCCAAACCGAGGAUUUCUGAAGCAGUUGAUAAUUCUCAACAAUGAAUUAAACUACAAGGCGCAGUCAAAGUAAUUUUUUUAAACAAGUAUGCCGAAAUCUGUCAAUUAAAAAUAGCAUCUAAUAACAUUUGAACAGUAGGCCUACUGCUGAUCAACAACUAUGAUUAACAUGAUUAUAAACAUUUCCUCUUAUUCAUAAUAACAGCUUUGUGUCAUACUUCUGUUAAAUAUAAUUCAAUAUGUAAGAAUUCCAAAGCAAUACUUGUACUAUAUAUGGUCAAUAAAGGGGUCAUUUUUGGGCUCUGUAAA